Messenger RNA from Halichondria panicea, 3623 nucleotides. RefSeq lists its product as uncharacterized. Gene Ontology annotation, cellular component: endoplasmic reticulum. The coding region runs from base 1584 to 2051 and encodes 155 amino acids. Gene Ontology annotation, molecular function: ubiquitin binding. The record is from RefSeq and is a predicted model, not a curated record. Lineage: Eukaryota; Metazoa; Porifera; Demospongiae; Suberitida; Halichondriidae. The transcript is spliced from 10 exons.
CACUGGAAAGUAAAUAUUAGAAUGAUGAUUUCAAAUACAAUUAAAUUACCAUCAGUGUCAGGCGGGUGUAAUACAUCCAGUGGUGAAGCUGCUCCCCCUCCAGCGAAGAGGCCAAAGAGAGGUAAUUCUAGAGGAAUUAAUUUCAAUAAUUAUCACGUGAUAUGGAUGACAAUCACUUAUCUUUUGCACAGGUGUUUCUUGAGUUCGAGUAAGGACGGUUUAUGGCGUGUAAUUUGAGUCAGUAUUGUGCCGGUAAUAAUUAUUGCCGCGGCCAAAAAUUUUUACCCGGACAUUUGCCGCGGCAAUAUUUUUACCGGGACAAUUGCCGCGGCAAAACUGUUUGGCUCGGUAAAUACCGGGACGAUUGCCCCGGCAAAAAGCAAAAUUUUGUGGAUGGGUAAAUACCGCUCCAAAAACCGCUCCAAAAAGUUUACUGAGCCAUUUACCGGACCGUUUAUAAAAAAUAUUUACCAGGCCAAAUCUAAUCAUCACGUGAUGUGCACCUGAUCUGCCUCGUGUUGCGUACAAACUAGACUAGCCAUAAAGAAGCUUAACUUAGCUUGGCCAUGGACGACUCAGACGACGAUUUCUUGCCCAGCAGGACAUCUACAGCAAGAAGACUCCCUCGAUUUACUGAAACCAGAAGACCUACCGGUAGUAGAUCUACUGCUGAUAGGCUAAGUUAAGUACGGUGCUUGGCCAGGCACGGCAGUAUAUUCGUCAGAGCAAUACUGGAGAAGCCAGUUUUGCUGAUGAACUAGGCUCUCGUUUUUCCUUCUUUGGACGGAACAGGAAAAAAACCAAAAUCAAAAUGUGGAAGGUUGUGCCUGUUUGCCUUCGAGACCCUCGUGACAGUACUGUCCCUAAGAGAGGAAGUCUAGGACAAUUGUGCCGAAUGGGACUCGGCAGCAAAUGGUUCACUGCUGAAGACCGGCUAGAAAUUCCCGACUAUCUCUCUGCUGAAGAGUUGCAUUUCCUGAUUGUUUGUCUCAAACCUUACGAGUUUUGUAAAGCAGCUGGCCCCGGUAACAGUGUCAGUGUCAUUUUCACCCUUAAAAUCAGUGAUGAGAGGAAGAAGCCUAGACGUGGGAAGACCUUUCAUCCUUUUUUCAGUGUCAAUCAGUUAAGGGAACAGGUGGGACGAAAGGGCAAAGUUUAUAUAAGGCUUUGGAGUUGAUACCACCACUACUUCCCUCUCUGACUGAAAUUGAGGCUUACACUCAAAAGCUUGAGGUUGCAUGCCCUCAAUGUGAAGAAAUGUUACCCAUAUCUGAAGUACCUGGUCAUGUGUACACGUGUGCUGUCGAGGGGGUCAGCGGUAAUGAGGUCGGAGUGAGGUCUAUUGCUAGUACUUCCUCCCAUGACAGUGGAAGUGGUGAAAUCUCAAGUGUGCCACAGGACCCAAGGCUAGGUAGACACCCCGAGUCUCCUACUGGUCAACUUGAAACUGAUGACCAGAUCACACUGCCUUCUGAUGCUGAUGACCAGAUCCCACUGCCUUCUGCUGCAACUGAUAUUGAUGACUAGAUCCCACUGCCUUCUGAUGCAACUGAUGCUGAUGACCAGGGGGGGAUCUGGGCUCAAUGCCCCCAUCACUCUUAAGUGACUCAACUCUGGGCUCUCUACGCGAACCCAUUGAAGUGACUCGUGCCAUUAUGCAUCAACAAGAUGAAGAGUAUGCCGAUAGCCUUCGGAGAGAUCAAGAAAGGGAAAGGAUACGUGUAGAGAAUAACGAGGAAGAAGCUAGAAAGUUACGAAUAGAGGAGUGGUACAAACGUAUCCGGGAUGACAUGAAAGGGUCAGUGACUCCCGAACCUGCUGAAGGACUUGACGGUGUGGUCCACAUUCGGGUCAGACUCCCCAAUGGACAGCGUGUUUCAAGAAGAUUCAACGGCUCUGAUGAUGUGAAGAGCUCACUGCUUUUGUUGGAUCACAGGAGUGCAUCAACCCGAGACAUUUUCGUCUGCUUGUCAGUGACGUACCCCAUUGGCGGGUUUUGUGUGAUGAGGGGUCACUCAGAGCAGCUGGAAUCCAAGCAUUCACACUUGUAACUGCUGAGAACACUACUUUUGAGAGGGAAUCGAGUGUUCCAAGAGAAUCGAGUGUUCCGAGAGAAUCGAGUGUUCUGGGUAGCCCAAUCUACAACGACCAUAGUAUGAUGCAGGAUGACUUUUCCCCUGACCUCUCCAAUUUUAUGGACCUAACUGAGACUGAUGACAAUGAAGACAAAGGGUCAUCUGUUCUAAGCCUGAAGGAGCUUCAACUAUUGCGGUCUUCACUGAGACGAGGAUUAACAUUGAAUGGCGUGCACCAAGUCGAGGUUGGUCGUCUGUCUGUUUUUGAGGAUUUACUGAAAGUGUAUCAUAACAACCCGAACAUUGUUCAGAAAGAAGUGCGUGUUCGCUUUCGAGGGUCACCAGGUAUUGAUGGAGGGGGGUUAUCAAGAGAAUUGUUCUCUGCAUUUUGGCAAAGUGCUCAAGAAAGAGUAUUUUAAGGAAAUCUUGAGAAAAUUCCUAUCAUCACUCCUGAAACGACUGACACGACUGACGUAUUUCUUCCAAUGGGAGCUAUUCUGUCUCAUGGGUAUGUCCUAACUGGGUAUUUCCCUUUGUACCUUGCAAAUACCCUGAUUGCUGAAGUGUUAUGUGAACACAAUGGCCUCUUUCACGACUUGCUCUAUGAAUCUUUUCUUGGGUACAUCGAUGCCACAGAAUCGGAAGCUGUGAGAAAGUACUUGGCAACGUCCCAGGAUAAUGCCUAUCUACUUAAGGAGGUGAUUAUUCCUAUGCUUUCUCAGUUUAACUGCUGCACCAAUCCCAGUCCAUCCAACUGCAAGCAAGUUAUCAUCAACACUGCUCAUUGUGCUUUACUGUGUCUGCCCUUUUUUGCGAUAUCUGAAAUGAAGCGGGGUAUGUUGCUAUCUUUCCCCCAGCUCUGGGGAAAGUGUGAUGCUUCAGUUGUCACAGACUUCUGCAAUGACCUAUUGCCUACCACCCAGAAGGUUUGGGCUAUGCUGUGUGAGCCGGAAUUUAAAUGCCCUAGUGAGGCUCGAGUUUUUGACUUCUUCCGGCGUUUUGUGUUUUCCCUAAAUCCCGAAUGCCUGGCAAAAUUGUUGAGGUUCAUAACUGGAAGCCCUCAGUGUAGUGAGCAAUAUAUUGAGGUUAACUUUUGUUUUGCUGAGACUCAAUUUUCAAGACGUCCAACAACCUCCACGUGUGGAAUGGUAAUCCACCUCCCCUACAACUACAACUCGUAUGCAGCUUUUUCGCAAGAGUUCAAGAACAUUCUCGAUAACUCUGACGCUUGGUUUUUUGAAUGGUUUUUUGAUGGAUUGUAGAUUGCAGUUAUGUAUCGACUUGAGUAUCGCUGAUAUUGUUGAAUUGCAUUUAAUCGGAACUUUGUUUUCUUCUGUUCAACUCACGUUUGCAGCCUUUUCAGGUUUGCAGCCUUUUCAGGAGCAGUUAUGUGGACACCCAAUUUCCAACAAUUAGAUAUAUAUAUUAUCACAAUUUAUUUGUGUGUAUAUAAUCAACUAUGUAACCUGUUAUGGGACACUAAUUCCCAAUUAUUAUGUAACAAUUAUAUUUCAAUUGAUUUUUGUGUUUAAAUAAAAAUGUUGAAGG